AUGGGAGGUGUAUGUGGACAUCAUCAUUAACAUCAUCAAUUUGCUAAAUCACCUGGAGGACCAUAAAGGUAUGGAUGUUCAUUCAUGAAUCCUGAGCCAAUGAAGUUUAAUAUAUUAUUCGAAAAUCUUCGUCUCCAAUAUCCUACUAAGUCUUGUCAUUUGAGUAUUAAAUUAGCUGGAGAUAUUUUAAUUGAAACACCAAACCAUAUAGAUUUAGACGGUAAACACACUGUAAAUAAUUAACUAACUUUAGUGGAAGAAAAUUGUGGAAACAUAAAUUUAAGCUAACAUAAUUGAGCUACAUGAGAAAAAACUGGAAUUUUAUUUAUUUGAAGAAAAGAUUGUCAUUGCAACUUUGGAGAUUCCUAUUUUUGAUAUUAUAAGUGGCCCUAUACAUUUUGAUUAUUCUAUUGGAAAAGGUAGGCUAUCUUUUGAUAUGCAAAUGGCUUAGAUUUUAUAGAUUGAUAUUAAUCCUAUUGAAAUUGAUUGUAGUUAUGUUGAAAGUAUAAAAGACAAAGCUUAUGUAUUUAAUUUGAGAUUAGUAACUACUAAAAUGUACUUUACAUCUCCAAAUUCUGAUAUUUUUUAUAAUCCUGCAUAUUUAAAAGGAUUUAAUUCAUCUCUUAACAAUUUCUUAUAAGAAAUGAUGUUUAGAACUACAUGGAAUAAUUCCUCUGAAUUACCAAUUCUAAGUAUAGAAUUACCAUCAAAUGAAUUAUAUAAUAGUUCAUUAUAAGUAUGCAUUUGGAGUAUAAAUAAAGAAAAUGAAUUUCAAUCACCUGGAAUUUGUUCAAUAAAAUCACUUAAUGAAAUAUAAGAAAAAGAAGUAUUUAUAGAUUAAAACCUUUUUGCUGAAACCUUUAUUGCAUUACACAAAUUAAUAUAAGAGAAUGAUCAAGAAGAUUUCAAAAUGCAUUAACAAUUCAAAACUACUAUAACUAAAAGCUUAUGGUGUAAGGGUAAUAAAGUAGGUACAAUAAAAUGUAAAUUAAAUGUAAAAUUACCCAGGUUUCUUAAAUAGAAAUUAGUAGGUAUUAGAACUGAGAAUGGAUGCACAUUAGGUGUCAAUAUUUGUAGUUCAAAAUCAGUUACCUAAAUAGCAGAAAUAACUAAUAUCUUUUAAAAGUUAUAUGAAUCUAUGUUUAAGAUGUAAUCAUUAAGUCAUAAUGAUCCAAAUAGAGCAAUACUUUAACAUUAAGCCUUGAAUUUGAGUUAGCAAUUAUUAGUGGAAGUUUAAAAAGCUGAUAAAGAUACCAAUUCCAAACUAUUCUACUAUAAAAACUAAGAAGAUUUAUUUAAAGCCUAGGAAUAUUUUAUCAAGAUAGCAGAAUAAAUAACUAGAUAUAUUGAUAAAUUAGAUGACAAUUUAAGAGAAGUUUGUUAUGAAAUUUUAUUAGUAAUUAUUUCUAGAGGAGAAUUUCGAUUGCAUUCUUUAGGAUAUUUUGAAGAAUGUAAGUAAUUAUCAAAAAAACAAUUGGAACUUAAAAAUUCAGUAAAUCUUCAUUAUUCAGAAUUUAUGCUUUAAACUUUAAAUUGGGUACUAUUUAAGGUCCCAUUAAGGACUUAAUAAUAAAAUGAGAGAAAAUUCACAAUGAGAUUUCUUGUUUUAGCAUUUAUAAGAGUCCCUCAUUUUAAAGAUUAAUUGCUUAAAUGUAUUAAUAAGGCUAAUGAUCCUUAAUUAGUAGAAUGGAGAGGAAAUGAAUUUUAAUUAGAAGAAUAAGAUGUGUUUAUAAAUGAAUAAGUAGCUAUGGUAUUUGAUUGGUAGACAUACUUUUACAAUUAUCUCUCUUAAAAUCAAUAAUAUUAAUUAAGCUAAAGCAUAUGUGAUGAUUAAUGGAUGUUAACUUUAAGUAAAAGAAGUUUAAUUUAUCAAUAUUUUAUAAUGGAAUUCUGUAGUUACAUAUAAUUUAUAUUGGAAAAGAAUAAUAUAUAAUGGUAACAUGUACCAGGAUAUAAAUAAUUAUUGAAAUCUUUUCUUUGUGAAUUAAAAUUAAAGGAAUAAUACACUGUAUCAUUUUUUGAUUGUGUGAUGGCAAUUUCUAAAAAUAACAGUAUAAUUAACAUUAUUGUAAUGAUAUUAUUCAAUAAAACCAAGUAAGAUCCAUAAUUAUUUUUAGUUUGUAUUAACCUGAUUAAGUUAUAUAAAUAUUUGAUUUAUUAAGUUUAAUAAUAAAUUAAUGUCCUGAAACAUUAACAGUUUUUGAUUACCCAUUUUUUUUAAAUGGAAUAAGAAUUGUAUUAACAUAAUCAGAGCAUGCAAUAGCAAUUGCUACAGUUUUGGAUUUAAUUUACACAAAUUUUUUAAAAUUUCCAAUAGAGUUCAGAAAAGCAAUAAUCGAUUUAUUAUUUGAACCACUAUGUUAUGAAUUAUUUCUACAUUGGUCAUAAACUGUGAGAACAGUAUUUAUGAGUUUCCUACUUUAUCGAAUAUGUCAUCAAUAUAGAAAUAAUAAGAUUUCAGUUAUGGAUGAAGAAUUAUAUGAAUAAUAGUAUUUGAUAGCAUCUAAACCAAGAAAGAAUUUUAGUUUUUAUGAGAAUAGAAAGGAGGAGAAAUAAUUAAUUGUAUAUAUUUUCAUAUGAUUACUAGGCAGAUUAUAUAUAUUUAAAAUAUACAAGAUUUAUGAUGAACAUUGAAUAAGUCAAAAUUCAAUUGAAAUAGUUUCCAAUCCAUAAAGAUUAAAGUGUAUUAUAAAAUCUCAAGGAGAAAUUAGCUUAGAAAAAUCAAUUACAUUAAGAAAACUAGAAUAUAAUUAUAUAAGAAUAGAGAUAGGAUGAUAAGGAAGAAAUUCCAUCUGAAAAAUAGAUAGUUUUUGAGAGAAGGAAUGAAUAUAGAAAUCCAACCAAAAAGAGAACUAUCAUCAUAUCAGAUAACAAAUAUAAAUAUUUAAAAGUAGCUUUAAAUGAGUUUUCUGAAUUGACUAAAUAAUAUACAAGAUGGAGAUAAUAAUCAAUGAAUAUGAAUGAAGAUUAAAUGAGUCUAGAAGAGAAAAGUUAAGCGUAUCUGAACUUUUAGGUUCCAAAAAUAAAAAUAUUAAUGCAUUAUGAUUAGAAAGAAGGGAAGUAGGAUUGA
This is a messenger RNA of Paramecium pentaurelia, 3070 nucleotides long. Lineage: Eukaryota; Ciliophora; Oligohymenophorea; Peniculida; Parameciidae. The record is from the annotation of a GenBank genome assembly.